GGCAGGGAGGAGGAAGUUGGGCGUCAACCUAAGACCAGGCUCACCGGAUUGCUGGGAAGGUUACCGAGAUGCUGUGUGGUAAGUACUGAGAACAGCCUGAGGGUUUGUCUUUCACUCCUUCCCCUCAUGGGGGCUGCAAACUCACCCCGUGGCCUUUCUGUCCUUCCCUCAGGGCCCGAAGUUGCUCAGCCUGAAGUAGACACCACCCUGGGUCGUGUGCGAGGCCGGCAGGUGGGCGUGAAGGGCACAGACCGCCUUGUGAAUGUCUUUCUGGGCAUUCCAUUUGCACAGCCGCCACUGGGGCCUAACCGGUUCUCAGCCCCAUGCCCAGCACAGCCCUGGGAGGGUGUGCGGGAUGCCAGCACUGCGCCCCCAAUGUGCCUACAAGACGUGGAGAGCAUGAACAACAGCAGAUUUGUCCUCAACAGAAAACAGCAGAUCUUCUCUGUUUCAGAGGACUGCCUGGUGCUCAACAUCUAUAGCCCAGCUGAGGCCCCCGCAGGGGCCGGUAGGCCAGUCAUGGUAUGGGUCCAUGGAGGCGCUCUGAUAACUGGCACUGCCACCUCCUACAAUGGAUCAGCCCUGGCUGCCUAUGGGGAUGUGGUGGUGGUUACAGUCCAGUACCACCUUGGGGUCCUUGGCUUCUUCAGCACUGGAGAUGAGCAUGCACCUGGCAACCAGGGCUUCCUAGAUGUGGUAGCUGCUUUGCGCUGGGUGCAAGGAAACAUCACCCCGUUUGGGGGUGACCUCAACUGUGUCACCGUCUUUGGUGGAUCUGCCGGUGGAAGCAUCAUCUCUGGCCUGGUCCUGUCCCCGAUGGCUGCAGGGCUGUUCCACAGAGCCAUCACACAGAGUGGGGUCAUCACCACCCCAGGGAUCAUCGAGUCUCACCCCUGGCCCCUAGCUCAGAAAAUCACAAACACCUUGGCCUGCAGCUCCAGCUCCCUGGCUGAGACGGUGCAGUGCCUUCGGCAGAAGGAAGGAGAAGAGCUGGUCCUUAGCAAGAAGCUGAAAAUUACUAUCUAUCCUCUCACCGUUGAUGGCACUGUCUUCCCCAAAAGCCCCAAGGAACUCCUGAAGGAGAAGCCCUUCCACUCUGUGCCCUUCCUCAUGGGUGUCAACAACCAUGAGUUCAGCUGGCUCAUCCCCAGGGGCUUGGGUCUCCUGGAUACAAUGGAACAGAUGAGCCGGGAGGACAUGCUGGCCAUCUCAACACCCGUCUUGACCAGUCUGAUUCUGGAAGCCCUGUGUUUUUCUAUGAGUUCCAGCAUCGACCCAGUUCUUUUGUGAAGAUCAAACCCGCCUGGGUGAAGGCUGAUCAUGUGGCUGAGGGUGCUUUUGUGUUUGGAGGUCCCUUCCUCAUGGAUUAGAGCUCCCGCCUGGGUGAGGACAGACAGACAGACAUGUGAUCCCUAGGCUGCCAGACUCCAAGGGGCCUGGGCAGGGCUUGUGGGAACACGGGUCUCCAGUCAGCACUGAGGAUUCUUGGGUCCCUUCCAGGUCCCACCUGACUCUCGUUCAGUUCUGUCCCUCUCACCUUUCCAGCCUUUCCAGAGGCCACAGA
Messenger RNA from Gorilla gorilla gorilla (western lowland gorilla), 1564 nucleotides. Its product is annotated as carboxylesterase 3. The coding region runs from base 127 to 1290 and encodes 387 amino acids. NCBI's taxonomy places the organism in Eukaryota, Metazoa, Chordata, Mammalia, Primates, Hominidae. The transcript has 9 exons. The record is from RefSeq and is a predicted model, not a curated record.